GGUUCUACGCCAACCGACGACUUGGUCGAUGGAGAGCCGGAGCCUUUUAAAUUUUCGAACGUCUUCCGUCGUCGCAAGAACGAAGACUUGGAUGCAAUAGCUACGAAACGAUCCGUCUUUGAUGACCCGGAGUUGGCCCCGCAUUACUGGCCAAAGAAGGAGUACGAGAAUAUACAUCGGUUUGACCCCAAUGCACGGUGGACGUUUGCUGAGGAGAAGGCAUUGGUCCGGAAGAUUGAUUGGAAGGUCAUGCUUUGGGCUGCCAUCAGCUUCUCAGCUUUGAACCUGGAUCGGAAUAACCUCACUCAAGCGAAUACUGAUAACUUUCUGCCUGAUCUCGGCUUAACCACCGAUGAUUACAACUGGGGAAAUUCGAUAUUCAAGUUGGCCUUUCUCUGUGCAGAACUACCCUCACAACUUGUUUCAAAGCGGGUUGGACCGGAUCGUUGGAUUCCGACACAGAUGGUUCUGUGGUCUAUCGUGACAAUGGCGCAAUUUUGGCUGAGUGGCAGGACAUCGUUUUUACUAUGCCGGGCAUUGCUAGGGUGGUUCAUCCAGGGCGGGUUUAUCCCCGACCUCAUUCUCUACUUGUCAUACUUUUACACGAAGAACGAACUUCCCUUUCGUUUGGCCCUCUUUUGGAUGUCCUCCAAUGUGUGCACUAUCAUCGGCAGUUUCAUAGCCUUCGGUGUUCUUCACAUGAGAGGUGUCCUGGGAAGGGCCGGUUGGAGAUGGCUGUUCCUCUUUGAAGGCCUGAUCACCCUGGUCAUCGGGACAGCCACGUUUUUUAGAAUGCCCCCUUCUCCUACGCAGACGAAGUCAUGGUUCCGUCCCAAAGGAUGGUUUAACGAAAGAGAAGAGACGAUUGCUGUGACCCGCAUUCUUCGGGAUGAUCCUACGAAGGGUGACAUGCAUAACCGCGAAGGGUUGACGCUCAAACGUCUCUGGAUUGCAGUUUGUGAUUAUGAUUUAUGGCCGGUAUAUUUCAUAGGCUUAAUGUUCGGUAUCCCCACUUCCCCGCCGAGCAGUUAUCUUACUUUAUCUCUCCGUAAUAUUGGGUUCAAUACGUUCCAGUCUAACCUGCUCACAAUUCCGUCCACUGUCGCGGGCAUGAUAACUAAUUUCGGUAUUACACUGGUUUCCGAAACAGUUAAUGAUCGCUCGUUUGUGGCGAUGGCUGAAGAUUUUUGGAUACUUCCCUUCCUUGUGGCAAUAUACUGUCUUCCAGACUCGCCGAACCAAUGGUUGUACUUUGGGCUGGCAUCGGGCCUAUUAUCGUAUCCGUACGUCAGAAUGUUUCCGUGGGGCUGGUGUUCCCGAAACUCUGGUGCAGUAGCUAGCAGGACUGUCAACGCAUCACUGUACAACAUGUUCGUUCAAGCAUCAGGAAUCAUAUCGGCGCAGAUCUACCGUAAAGAUGAUGCGCCGAACUACCGUCGUGGAAACAAAAUCUUGAUUACCAUCUGCUGCUUCAACAUGCUCAUCAUGUAUCCGGGGACGAAAGCUUAUUACAUCUAUCGCAACCGUCAACGAGAUAGAAUCUGGAAUGCGAUGUCGUUGGAGGAGAGAAAACAUUAUCUUGAAACCACCACCGAUAUAGGGAAUAGGCGACUCGACUUUAGAUUUGCACACUAGAAUUCGACAGAGGGGUCUUCAUUGCUACGUUUACCACUUACCACCGGGCCCCGGGGACACCUUUGAGCAACUGUUCUUGACAUACUGGGAUAAGCUCGGGUUUUUUACUAGACAUUAAGCAUGGCCACUGUGGAGCUCUCGCAGCACUCGCAGCACGAAUACAAAGGUUUUUCUUUUGGGCCUCGCAACGCGCGCCACCGUGCUCCCGGGCCGUCGGUAUUUGAAGCUUUUAAGGGAACCCUAACCCUGGGAAGGUGCUGCGACAGCCUUGAUUCAAAAAUAGCCACAAUGCCGGACUAUCACCGGCAAAAAUUUUGAACAAUGGAAACAAUGGGUGGCAACGUUAACGUCAACGGGCUUGUACUUA
Molecule: messenger RNA, 2002 nt
Organism: Desarmillaria tabescens
Lineage: Eukaryota; Fungi; Basidiomycota; Agaricomycetes; Agaricales; Physalacriaceae
Product: allantoate permease
Exons: 17
Biological process (GO): transmembrane transport
Cellular component (GO): membrane
Molecular function (GO): transmembrane transporter activity
Source: RefSeq, a predicted model, not a curated record